AUGGUCCCUUAUGAUCUUUUAGGCAUGUCAUUCAAUUUGGUCAUCCUUUUCUUGAUGAACUUUCUGAAAGUAAUCUGUUCAUCUGGAAAGAACAAGAUUUUCAUCGAUUGUCUAUUCCCGGGCUACAGAAAUGAUCGCUAUGGUUUCAAAGCAGCUAUAGAACUCGCAACGGAAAUGAUCAAUAAUCGAAGUGAUAUUUUGCCAGAUUAUGAAUUUGUCAUGCGGUACCAAAACACUUAUGUGAGUAUAAAAUUACGUUACUGAGUAUAUGUCGCUAUAUAUGUGAGUUCGUAAAAUAUUGUGCUUAAUCACAAAAUGGCCGAUAAAAAUUGUCUAAAACUGAUAAAGUUACUAUUUAGCUCCAUAUUGUUAGACAGUUAUUAAAGAAAGUAUAUAUCUUAUUUAAAACACCAUCUGUACAAAGAGCAACAAUUUUUAACAAAGAAGAACUUAUCACGAAGCAAGAACUUUUCACGAAAUUAGAGACUUCCUAUGGCAACAAUACCCUUUGAAUAACGAAUGCUUCGGUUAAAUAAUUUAAUUCAAAAAGUCUUCGGUGACAACAUUAUUAAAUUUCAGAAAAUGCAUUCUCUUAGUAUAUUUAAUUGAUGUAAUGAUAUUUAAAAAUCCAGUUGAGCCAUAAAAUAUGAUUACGAAUAAUUAUAUUUGUAACGGAACUCUUCGUAAAUUAAUUUGAAAAUGUUGGGAUCGACAGAAUACUUCUUUUUUUAAUUGAAGUGACGCUUGAGUGGAGUACACAUUUAAGCACGAAAUGCUUCGGAUUUUGGGAUUAAUAUUUAUUUUAUUUUGAUUAAUCUGAAAUUGAACAAUAACUGAAAGAUAUGUAAAAAGUCAUGUUUAAUUACAUAUUCUUAAAAUGAGGCCUACUCUGGGGCGGUAAAUCGCCUUAAAUCGCUGCGAUAUAAUGCGAUUUUGGGCGAUUUUAGGCGAUUUAAGGAAAAACUGGGACUUUCAAGCACUGCGAUUUAGUACGAUUUAAGAAAAAAAUUUUAAUUUUAGUGAUUGCAAUUUAGGUGUUUUCAAAGGAAUUGAAUUCUAUAUUUUGCUCCGGUUUCCUCCCACAGGGCAAAAUUGGCAGGGUGGGUUAGGAUAAACACAGUUAGGAAGGUGAUAUCAUAUCCUCAUUGUUGUAAAGAUAAAUAGUCUAGGCUAACAUAAGUAAUCAUAGUACUUGAUGUAAUCGAUCACUGAAAAGCCACAAUGUGGGGAGUGAGCUGAAUAAUAAUGUAAUGUUUCCACACACAUAUGCAUUGUAUGAAGCAAAAUACAAUUAUUAGAACAUGUAUGUACAUUUUAUAUAAAGCUAGGUUAACUAUUGUAUUUAACCUGAUUCACAUAUAAAGCUCAAUAUUCAUGAACUUUUCACCCAUUCUCUAUUUAGAAGCCAUUGGGGUUCAUCUUGGGGGUCAUAGCAGGGUGUUAGCUAGCCCAUAUGCUGUCCGUUUGACGGACUCUUCCCAAUUGAGGGCUUUCCCAACUGGGUCUACUGGAAAACUAGCACGUGUCCCCCAAAAUUUUAACGGUCGGGCAAAAAUCAAUGCGAAAUUGGUCGAAAUUGGGGAAAUUUUUAAAUUUCAAUAUUCUGUGAAAAAUUUUCGAAUUUGGCGGAAAUUACGGAAUAUUUCUUUGAUAUCUCCUGAAAAUUUUUUUUGGUGACCCCCCACCCCCCCCCCCGCUCGCCAAGAAUUUUGGGAAAAAUAUUCAGCUAAGUCCAGUUAAAACUUUCCCAAUUUACGUUUAACGGACAAAAUUUUUUUUCUGGCUAACACCCUGCAUAGCUACAUUUAUAUACACCACAAAUAUUGUAAACAGUUAAUAUACUCUACUUAAGGGGCAUGCACUACACAUAUCGAGUUAAAAUUGCAAAAUAUAAUAAAUAUUUGAUUUCCAAAAAAAUCACAAGGGGUAGGGGGUAGAAACAUACAAUGUAUUUGUACAGUAUAACUGAAUAGGCUAUAAUCCCAUAAUUUACCUUGUCACCUUGUAAGUGAAAUUGUCUUGUUUUGUAUCAUGUCAAAACUUCUUUAUUUAGCUUGCAUUUUAUUUAAACUGUUUCAAUCUCGUGCUUUCUUCAUGCUACAAACAUAUUUAUAAAUUUUUUGAUAUCUACAUCAUAUGAUAUCCCAGUGCCAUAUCCAGAAACAGUAUCGUCACGCAUUCGGAAACUGUCGGCGUAUUGCCGUAAUGCUUAAAUUACAUGAAGUAUAUCGUAUAUAAAUGGUAGGAAUUCUAAAUUAUUUUAAAAUUAAAACCAAAAUAGUACAGUGUUAAUUGUUAAACAAAUGGCGCACUACAUGGUGGUUUUAGGUUCUGCAAACAAACAACACCAAAAUAUCUAUUGUAUGGUAUGUAAGAUGUAAUCAUUGUUUUACUGUUUAUUGUAUAUACAGGUCUGGAAAAUUUAAUAGACGAGAGUUGCAAAUCGCUCAUAACCUCACGUAUAUUUUUCGUUUGAUAGCCACUAUAGUUAUAACUAGGAGCUAGAGUAUAACCAUGCACAUGUCGAAGUACAACCAUUGUAUACAAUGCAGUGCUCGAUCUUACAUGCAACAGUGCACAAAUUACAGGAUGACUUUAUUAUAUAAAUCAACACUCGUACUCAUUGACUUUCGUAGUUUCCUACUGUUGUUCUAAUUAAAGCCUGGUUCACAUAUGUCUGCGAUGUGGCGGCGGGCUAUUGUCUUAGCAGUUCAACCAAAUAAUUCACAAAAGAAUGCAUCAACAGCUGUAAACAAUGACGUCACAGGCAUAUUGCAGACAUGUGAACCAGGCUUAACAGCAAUGUAGCUAGAUUAUAGAUUAAUUUGUAGCCCAGCCUCCAUAGUCCAUAUAAAUUGUAGCCCAGCCUCCAUUUACACCAAUAAUGAAAUUAGCUCAUUCUGGUAACUAGCUCAAUUUUGUUGCUUGCAGUGUAUCGGAUCUAUGGGUCUUUCAGAUCCCAGAAUUACCUAAUUAUUGUAGAGUCUGCAUAAAGCAGAAAAGGCUCUGUUUUUGUCAAUGACCAGUGCCUAUUGAGUGACCAAAUAUUGUCAGCCUAAUCCACUUAUUUGAUUGCUAAUUCUUGUUGCAUUACUUUCAUUGCAAAGCACCUGGAUUACAUGAUUUGCCCGUAAAAUAGCAGCAAUUGAUAAACUUGAGUACAUGGACUGAAUGUAUCAAGCAGAAUGCAUGUUGGCGAUUUUAAGCGAUCUUAGGCGAUUUUAGGCGAUUUAGGAGAAAUUCGACAAUUUUAACCCGCGAUUUAGUGCGAUUUUAGGCGAUUUAGGGCGAUUUAAGGCGAUUUACCGCCCCAGAGUAGGCCUUAAAAUGGUAAUAAAAGUUUUAAUUAAAACAGUUCUCAGUAAGAUCAACGUAUGUUUGAGGUGGUCUGUUGUCAUUGGUAGAAACUCUAGUUUGAUACACAAUGGACUCGACCAAAAAUAUUUUGGACAUUGGGAACUCUUCAUUCUUCCUACGGUUGCAUGCAUUCUUCGCCCGUUGUGGCGGUUUCCGACAGUUUGGUCUUGUUGUGUCCGCCGAUGGCUUUUUAAUAUUGGACAUACAACUGCAUGUAGCUUAUUUUAACGAUGUUGCGGUUGGAUUGAAUAUUUUGUGUGAGGGGUGGCCAGCAGAGAAUUCAUCAUCGAUGAUAUUCAAAAAUGUUUGUCCAAUAUUUGUUGAUACAUUUUUACUAAAUUGUGGAUUGUAAUAAUUGUGUCGCUUUGUUUGUGAUGUUACACUGAGUGUAUAUCCACAGCGGGCGAGCUUGAGAAAUAUGCCCGGCCACGGUGGCAAUCGAACCUACGACCUUUGGAAUACUAGCCCAAUGCUCUUCCAACUGAGCUACGCUGUCAGGUUGGUUCGAGUAAGUGAUAUUUCGGAACAGAAUCUAGUUCCUUCGAUACCAAUGUAAUCUAGUAGAUCUAAUAUGAUUUUUCUGUGUUGGUGUUGUGCACUCAGGUGAAUAUGAUGUUUGUGAUGUUAAUAGCUCUGAGUGUAUAUCCACACCGGGCGAGCUUGAAAAAUGUGCCCGGACACGGUGAGAAUCGGGAACCGUUUUUGUCAGCUUCCAGUAAGCAAACUUUCUCUUCAAGGAACAGAUUGCAUCUUGCUGCACCAGCCGUCAAAGGUGGGUUGACUACAAUAUUUUCGUAGUUGGCUAUAACUACAGCUACUUCAAAAAUAUGUAGUCAGCUACAGCUACUGCUACUUUUGAACAAAGAUAGUUCGCUACUGACUACAGCUACUGCUUAAAAAAUGUAGGGAACUAUUUCGCUAUUUCGCUAAUUUUUUUUUUUAGUUUUACUGCAUUUGGAGCAUCUACUAUUAACUCGGUGAUCGCUAGAUAGUAUACUUCAAAAUAAGGUUUCCGUUUUUGUAAUGUAGAAAAAAACUAUCCUAACGCAAAACUAAACCCUAACCCUAAUACUAAACCCUCACCCUAACACCAACCUCACCCUAACACCAACCUAACCCUAACUUUUUUAAAAAUUGAUAUAAAAACGGAAACCUUAUUUUCAAGUAUACUAUCUAGCAAUUGCCCUAUUAACUCGCGCUGUAAUGUAACCUAUAACAAAUCGACUUACGAGUAGAAACAGACAACAGUAAACACAAAUAACAUUUUUGUAAGCACUACAGUGUUCAGGAGUGCAAAUUGACUAUUGAGUAUUGAUUUUAAGCAGACCGUGUCUCAAUAUCAUGUUAUUCUAUCAAGUUGCUAACAAUUUUAAAAAGUAGCGAAUAGCGAUUCGCCGUUUGAAAAGUAGCCAACUACUUGGCUACUUUUAGGCAAAAUGUAGUUCGCUAUAACUACAGCUACUGUUUUAAAAAAGUAGUAAAAAACUACUGGCUACUUGAAAAUUGUAGUUCGCUACAGUAGCGAACUACAACUACUUCGCUACUACCCACCCUUGCCAGCCGUAUACGCACGGGCACGUAAGCUUUAGUAUGCUCUACUUGAUGUUGUAUUAUUGCCGCUUUUCUUGAGCUUCCACGCAUACUUCAAUAAUUCUGUUUCCGCUGAAUACCGAGGAACAUUUAGUGAUUUAAUUCGUAAGGUUUAGGGGGUGUUUAAACUGUAGCUUGUGGUUAUAACCACUUUUGUCAAGGGCUUGCUGAUAUGGCAGGGAGGCUUGUUCGAAUGAAUCUUGAUCAGAGGAUAUCUCGGUUAGUCGUUUGUUAAUGGAUAAUGGAAUAUUACGCAGAACACUGGGUGGGUGGUUAGACUUGCUAUGCACAUAAGGAGGUGUGUUAUUAGGCUUAGAGUACUGUCUGGAUGAUAUUUCCCAGUGGUUAGAUUUAGUGUCACGUCACACAAAAUCUAUAACAACUGGUAAAUAUCAUCCAUACUCUAAGCCUAAUAACACACCUCUUUCCUACACACUCCAGUACAUUUUCAUCUUAACAUAUUAGGGAGUGUACAAUUACACAAUAUAUAUAUACAAAUACACAAUAUAUAUAUAUAUAUAUAUAUAUAUAUAUAUAUAUAUAUAUAUAUUUAUAUAUGAAGCCAGAGUUGCCUGGACCGGCAACGGCAACGGACCUGGACCUGCAACGGCAAAGGACCUGGACCUGAAAUUGCAUGAAACUCUGAGUAGCAACAUAUACAAUUUUUAAGAUUAAAUAUGUACCAUUUGAAACACGAGUAGGAGUGUUUUAUCAGAUAUAAAACGCGAGGCGCAGCCGAGCGUUUUAUAUCUGAUAAAACACGACAACGAGUGUUUUGAAUAGUUUAAAAUACAACUACAAAAGAAUACUAAUUAGGAUGAACCAUUAUAUAAUUAUUGUAAUUAGGAUGAACAAUUAUAUAAUGCCACAUAUGUUUUAUCAGCCAUAUAUUAUUUAUUGCCACAAGGUUUAUGAAUUAUUAAUGAGUAUUUUAAUUAUAUAUAUAUAUAUAUAUAUAUAUAUAUAUAUAUAUAUAUAUAUAUAUAUAUAUAUAUAUAUAUAUAUAUAUAUAUAUAUAUAUAUAUAGGAUAGUAUUAUAGGAACUGCCGAUUCGAGACAGAAAUUGAUCUCGAAUAAGCAGUUCCAACGCUAUUUUGAUGUACCAAUUUUUUUGUUAUAAGUCUACUGAAACGGCUGUUCUAGAGCCAUUCUGAGCACGUUUUUGUUAUACUUAUUCUGGAGCAGUGGGAUCGCUUUAGCGGUCACGCUCCUCCCAUGUGAGCCUCAUAUUAGCUAUUGUACGGGUAAUCCUACACUUCUCCAAUAUCGUCCAAUUUCCCUAUUCUAGAGCCUCUUCGCUAACUUUCAAAUUACCCUUGUGGGUACACAAGGAGGUAUGUCCCUGUAGUCCGGAUACAUCAUUGACAUCAUGAUCUUUACCCUGUGUAGUCACCUCAACCUCGACUUUGUAUGUUUUUAUUAACGUAAGCAUAACUGGUGACUCCAUCUUCCAAGAAGUACCUCUUAUCAUCAAAGCAACUCAGAGUGACCUUCCUCAUUUCAUACGUUCCAAUUGAAUGUUUGGUGCUCCUGAUCGUGUUCAUAUUGUGUCUCAUCCUACCUCGACUACUGAUUACAUUCUUGAAGUUCUCAUCUGUGAGCUUAUUCCUAACAACAUACUUCUUAACCCCUUUAGCCGUCAUUCCACCCUUACCGUUCUCUUUCACGUAUGAGUACAUCUUCGACCUUAACCCCACAAACUCAUUUAUUGGUACACCUCCAGCCUAAUCCUUAAACUUACCUAUGACCUUGUUGUUGUGAGUUGAAUGGUAGGGACUAUCCUUCGGGUAAUCUGAAUUAUCCCAACAAUCUUUCUCAUCACCGAUCCUCUUGAAGUCCUCAUAGACGUCAUUCGUCUUCAGUUCGUACAUGAGACUGUCAGUAUCGGUAAACAGUAACUUUGCCCUUUCACCAUACUCCUUCUUAAUUGUGUUGUAGUGAAAAUCAUAUAUGAGCGUUUUGGACAGGUCAAGUAUACUCAUCCCCACAUAGCACGGCUUGUUGAGCGUCAGUACCUCUUUUAUUCUUUUUACCACAAUGAGAUUCUCAUUCAUGAUCCUAUGAGAUUGGAAGCACGGUGAGGCCACCAAUUUCACGAGAUCGUCUUUGGAUGACACUAUCUUGACAUCAACACGUUUCCUGAGAUUUUCCAUUGUCUUACCAUAUAUGGAGUUGUUCAUCAACUUGAAGAAGUUCUUUUCGAAUGUAUUUUUAACAGUUGAUCGCAUCUUCGUAUUGAAGUCUAUGUAGUUCUUAAGCCAACAGGACUGUUUGAAAGUAACCGCUCUAUGUACCCUAGUCAGUUUCAUUCUAAGGUCAGUGUACAGUUUUAGAUUGCGUACAUGUAACACGUACUUCUCCCUGGGCCCCAAUGAGGUGAUUAUUUUUCUUACACCUCCAAUUGUCAACUUGAACUUAUCAGCAAUAUUCUUCGCAUAGUCUGACAACAUAGACGCAUCUAUUUCCUUGCUUUCUGGGGCCAGAGGAUAAUCGUUAUGUAAGUCGUGAAGUUUGUCUGGAUAUUCAAGGUCAACCUCUAAAACCAUCCCCCUACCAUCGUCACCCAAAUAGUCUUCCAGCCUUAUACUGGAAACGUCCUCGACCCACUCGAACUCUCCAUUAGGCAGUGGUUGUGAUAUUGCCCAGCCAUAUAAAUUGUUGGCAUCUAGGUACAUAAGGAACUUACUCUCAUCCUCCUCGUUGUACAUCUCCAUGUACUUAUUAUUCGCUGUUGAGUGUCUGUGUGCAAUAUAACUGGUGCCACCUCUCAUUCCCUUUUCAAAGAACUGCAACAUGUCCAUAUCACUUACCAGCUCAAUAUGCUCACCUGACUUUUUCAGGAAAGCGUCCCAACUAAGCCUGGGAGCUGACAAGUAAUGUGCAGGGUCAAAUUCGUAGUUCUCCAGGCAAGUCCUCCUGAAGUUCUCAAACACAUCAGCCAACAGAAGAAUGUCAGUCUCCAGGUAGAAAUCAUGGUAAUCAUUCAUCGUCUUUAUCUUAAAGUGGUCCCUCACAUUCUGCGCUCUCUGGUAAUCUUCCUCCUUCACCCCCGACUCAUACAGUGAAGAGUAGAACUUAUCUUUGCUCGGUAGACACACCGUACUCAGUUUGCUAAUAUCAUCUAGGAACUCGUAGGGGAACACUCCUUUUUGUGACACCAGAUUGAAAUCCCCACCCUUCCACCUCUUACCUACUAUCCUAAAGUCCUCAGGUGAAAGGUUGCUUACAAGGUCUUCCAGCGAAGAAGCCAUUAACUGUAUAGAGUCUAUGAAGACUAGAUUUCUGCCUAGUGAGAAUGAUAUGUAUUCUUCCAUAUUAUUUGGAAUCACGUUGACGUCCAUCUUAAACUUACCUAUUUCCUGCAUAAUCAGAUGGCUAUCAUAACCUCUCAGAUUGUGGAAGACCACUGGCACUUUCCAUGUAAUUCUAUACUUCAGGCUACAUAUGUUAUGAACCGCUCCACGGUACAUUCCAGUCACAUGAUCAUGGUCUCUCAUUCUGUCUUCACCUAACUCUUUACUACAUAUGGAACAGUCGUUUGCAGCUUGAAAUUCCACUUCCUGUUCAGGUGUAAUUACCAUCUUCUUUUUUAAUAUUUUGUCAACCAUCUGUCUACAUCUGAACGACUACCUUAGUACAGUCUUGAAGAAGACAAAUGCAGCGUCAUUUCCGAUGUAGCUCUUAUACUCACCCGAGUACUUAUCAUCAUAGUGGCACACUGUUUUAAGCCCAAAACUGCAAGCCUUGUGGGUCUGGUAAAGGGUAGUACAACUUUCGUCCUCACUACUCUUCGACCCACUCCUUUCCUCCUCAGGCACAAGUAUGGACCCGAAAUCAGCGUAUAUCACAAACGGCACAGGCAUUGAGUUCCUAUGAUUUUUGAACUUAAUUUUUGUCCAUUCCUUGGGAAGUUGUGUUGCCUGAACUCCAUUUACCUGUACGCACGUCUCCGUAUGCUUUUUCAGUGCAUCUUCACUUGUACAGUUGUGAAGACAGUGUAGACAGAAGUGCUGCUUAUGCCCAUGUUUACUCACACUGUUCUGCAUUCUAUUCACAUCCUUUAUGAGCACAUAAUGUAGGCCACCUUCGCUGUCCCCUUGUAGAAGCAGUUCCAUGUGAUCAUCAUAUUCACUCUUAGAGAUCCUUAUGGGGUAGAACUGUUUUCUUCCCUUGUAGCCGAACACAGAGAUGUUUAUCUUAUUUUUCCUCUCAAUUUUGUCAAUAUCACUUAUCUUUACAGGGAACUCAAUACCUUCGUAAUCACGGCUUAACUCGAAGUCCCUGUCCUCCUGUGUAAUAGGAGUUGCCCUUCUAGCGUUCGGUCUAAGGUGUCUUACAUGGCUACACACAAAGCACAUAUUAUCAUCGUUCCUCAUGUUUAGCAAGCCACACUUGCAAUUACUAAUGUCAAUAGGAAGUUUUAUAUAUGAGCUCCCCGCCAACGGUUUGUACAUCGCAAUGUUAACAUAGUGGCUUUCAAUAUUUAGUAUGAUCCAGUUGCUGCCUAGGUUUUGGAAAGUCUCAAUUCCAGAAAGAAUGGUCAGUUGGUUGGUGGCAGCUGUGUUUUCACUAUCUUCGCAGUUCGUCACAGUUCCUGUCUUAGACUUGAAGUAAAUCGAGUCCUUCUUUGUUUUUCCAUCACCGACUUCCUUUGACAUUCACACCUUGAUGGUCUCUGUGUACUUCAAACCAUCCAUUCUCUUCAACUCGUUAAUUAACAAGUAUACUUCUCACUACCUGUCUACUUGCAGUCAUCUGCUCCAGCGGAUCCAUGUACUGUGGAGUUACCAUGUACGUCCCAGCGGCCCCGUUAGCUGCCGUCUCAAUUUUCCUAUGACCGGGCUUGUGGAGGUCAAAUGGAUCGAUUUCAUGUAACUCUGGAGUAAUCACUUGAGACUGCUCCUUGACUUCCUUCAACUGCUUUACAGGCUUACGGAUCUUUGCUGGUUUUGUCUUCCUUGGUAAAGGUACAGGUCUUUCUUUAGGAAGCUUAGUUCUGGGUUUCGAUACAGGUCUUUCCCUUGGAAGUACCGUUCUAGGCUUAGGCGUAGGUCUCCAUGAAGGUACACCCUUAGGUAUCUCCGGAGCCUUUCUCGUUGGUCUUCCCUUAUUAAGAUCCACAGCUAUGUUGUACUUACCGGGACCCACUUUAGUCACAACACUAUCAGCGGGUAUUACAGGUCUUACAGUCAUUUGUGAAAUGAAUCUAUCGGCUACUGUUUGCUUCUUCUUGGGUGGAACUUCAACCUUUUCCUUGGGGGUCUACCUCUCUUCUUAGGCACCUUGACUUCCUCAUCAGUCUUAGCCUUUGGAGGUCUACCUCUUUUCUUGGGAACCUUCACUUCUUCAUCAAACUUUUCCUUGGCGGGUCUACCUCUCUUUUUCGGCACCUUGACUUCCUCGUCAGUCUUAGCCUUUGGUGGUCUAUCUCUCUUCUUAAGCACCUUUGGGUUUCUCUCAGCCUUUAUCUUCUCAACAUCUGCCUUAAUGAGGGCAUUGUCAGUAUACGACAAUCCUCCCGUUGUUUCGGGCAAUCCUGGUGUUCCCUUCAGCCGCCCAAAUGCUUCUUCAAUCAGAGCUGCCUUUUCCUGUUGUCUCUUGGAGUACUUCCAUUGUGGUGCCGUGCCUCUUUUCCCUGUAUAGUUCUUAGGGAUCCUCCGCGAUCUAGGUCUUAUCACAAUGGGCUCUUCCUCUGGCUUCUUACGUUCAAAAUAAGGGUUCUCCAGAAACUUCCCAACAUCCUUUUCGACCUGCUCAUCGUCACUACCCAUGUUCCCUGAGAAGUACUCUCCAAUUGCUAUUAACUCUCCCAUGCUGAUGUUUGACAUAUUGGUGUUUUUAACUGAACUCAUUUCCAGACUUUUCCUCUAUACUAUAUAUGUCAAAAAAAAUUGAGGGUAUUUAAUUAAUAAUUAAUUUUGAAUUUAUUUAUAUUUAAUUUAUUUAUUGUUUAAUUAUAUUUAAUUUAUUUAUUGUUUAAUUAUAUUUAAUUUAUUUAUUGUUUAAUUAUAUUUAAUUUAUUAAAUUUAUUAUUUUUCCGAUGGUCGUAAUUUCUGACUCACCACUUAUUAGGGUUACAGUAGAACUAUGACUCUAUAGUUUUCACCGACUGUCACACGCUUAUCAGUUAUAGCGAAGAUGGUCACCGGACCGUUCUUUAUUACAAUGAUCUUGCCGCUGAUACGUGUAACCUUUCUUUCAACAAUUGCCCCCUCCUCAGCUCUACACAGAGUGCAUGUGAAGUGGACAGUGAAGUUCGCCGCUGCCCCAAUGUCUUCUGCUGGUAUUUCCCCUCCAAAGAGUUUUUUAAUUUCGUGCACAUUAGUAACCACUCCGUAAUUACCGUAGCAUUUUCCCUCAACAGUUUCCUUAAGAUUAUUUAAUAUAUUUUUAAAACACAGAGUUUGAUUCGGAGUAAUUACUACAGUUUUUAUUAAAACAUUUUCGGUAUACAUUAUUAAUUUAUUAUAUUAAUAUUUCUUUAAGUGCUUUUAUUUUUCCAGUUAUUAUAAUAUGUACAAUUUUCAGGUUUCCAUCCAAGCUCAACAAAUACAUUUUUCCAUACAGUCUAUCCUCAAGCACGUUCACUAUCUUUUGAGUCUUAAUGUCCUCUGGUGGAUCCCUCAGCUCAAUGUCAUUCAUAGUAGCUAACCUGAGUAGGUAAAACUUGUAUCUAACAAUGUUGCGCCCCCGUUGCAGUCUAAGUCUUUAUAUGCAUCUUACGAUGCUUCUAAACUGCUCCCGUAUCUUAUCCCUAUCCCUGGCUGCAACAUGUUUCAAUAAAUGUCUCUCAAACCAACGAACCCUCUUAAUGCAAGACUUCUUUUUAAGAUAGUCGUCCUUGUUGUAGUUGUAGCUAACAUAGUACGAAAAGUUGUUCAUAUCACAGGUACCACACAUUGUACAUGUAUCUGCCCCGUCUAUCAUUACAAUAGACUUACUUCCACAUUCACUACAUAUCGGGUCAUAUAUGUUUCUCCUCUUUAUCCUCCUUAUCACGUACUUCCGCACAGCUGCCUCUAGUUCUCUCAUUGUAUUUGUCCUUCUACCUACACGUACUAGCUCCUCAAGCGUUACCUCACAUAACCAGUCCAUUCCUCUAUACUAAUAGGUACGGAAAAAAUGUGGUGAAUUUUUACAGAAUUAAAUAAGCCGCCCCAUCUAGUGCUCCACCUGCAAGUAAACCAAAGAGUGCCAUGUAUUCUUCCAUCUCAGGGCUAGGUUUGUAGUGAUUACUCAGAUGCGGCCUCCCCGGCAUAGGCUUACGUGUUAACUCAUUGAUUUUCCUAACUAGUUCCAGUGAUUGGUUCGUUGACUUGAUAUCCCUAUUUGCUUCAGCUAUUUCUUCCCUUAGUUGCGCAAUCUUAUUUCUCCUAUCGGUGACCCCUUCAAGGUACUUCUCUCUUUCUGCUGUGAGGGCCUCCAUAGCCAUGUUAUGUCUUCGCCAUGUAUCCAUAUCUUAUGUCCUAGUCAUGUAUCCAUUCUUGUCAAACAUCUGAAAUAAGUAUCCUGCUCCCGCAAAUGCAAAUGCAUUAAAGAGUCCUCCUGCUACUGCCCCAGCCAUUGUAUAGUUUUACCUAGGUUUUGUUUGGAUCAUCUGGCAGAUACUUCUUUUCUUUCAGGUAAGAAACCAGUAGAAAUGAAAGAGAUACUGAAACAGCUAAUUUUGCCAUUCCUUUUACAUUCUCUGGGGUACCUAAGGGUUCUUUCAACAUUUUCUUUGAUGCCAUUGAUAUACCUACUGCUCCUGCUGUAAGUAACACUACGUCGUACACUUCCCAAGUCAUCUUUGAUUCUUUACUCAUCUUGCUAUAAUAUAUGGUAUGUUUAGUGUGUCACUCUAGUGUGUCCAGUUUGUAUUCAUCAGGUUGUCUCACUAUUGUUACCGUUGGUGGUGUAUACUUAGGUUCCAAUGCUUUCUCUUCCCUCUGGUGUGACUUGUAUGCUAGCACAAGAGAUACCAAUGCAAUAGCUCCCCCUAUGUAGGUGAUCGUGUUGUUACCACUAGAUGACUCGUUCGAUUCCGCUUGUUUCUUCUUCCUCUCCCUUGCUGCCUUACUGAGGACCGCUAGUCGUUUCCCUGCCUCUACUCUUCUAGGGUCCUUCUUCUUUUCACUUGUUACGGGGACUUGCUCUGUGUUAGGUUCGUCAUCCAUCCUAUAUAUGAAUACCUUAGGUUUAACUACAUAGAUGGCUACAUAGAUAUCUACAUAGAUGUCUACAUAGAUGUCUACAUAGAUGCUCACCCUGAGGGGAUUGCUUAAAAAACGCCCGACAAAUAUUGCCGAGCAUCUUUUAAGUUUCUCUUCCUAUCCCAACAUGUCACCAUCCUAUCCCAACAUGUCACCAUCCUAGUACUUGUGACCUGUAAACUUAGGUCGAUGGAAUGCAGUUGCUUCGCUAAGUUUCUGCUUAAGUAUGUUACACUGCUUUGUAAGGUUUGCCUUUUCUUUCUUAUGUUUCGCUGUUACGUCUACCCUGAAGUACUCAUCUAUUCUUAGCACUAUGUCUGUGUAGUCAUUGGAUAUCAGUGUUUUGUGCCCCCUUUCGCGUAGCAACUUUAGCCAUGUGACUUGAUUGGCUCUAAUAUCACCGGUACCCUUAGGGGUCUUAAGCUCAAUGGCAAAUCCAUUGUAGCCAUUCAUUGGAUUCGUUAUUAUGAGAUCAGUUUGUCCUCCUAUGUAGCCCUUACGAUAAGCGUCAAUUCUACGUUGAACAGUAUCUUGGUACUCAUCUAGUCCCGCUACAAUGAGUACGUCCGGGUGGGAUCUCCUGAUGUACCUAACUACUGCAUAAUGGAGGUCAGUUUCACCGAGUAGCUUCAACUGUUUGCCGUAAAGGGGCUUCUGACUAGGUAACUCGUAUGACCCCGUCUUGCGUAUAGAUGGAAGUAUAUCCCUGAAUACCCAGUCCUGAAAGGCCUCUGCUAUCGGAAGUCUUGAGCUGCAAACUAGCUGAUACAGACCCGGUUCAUACAGUAAAACCGUAUCAGGAUGGCUCUUUAGCAAGGGGGACAAAUCGCCCCCCUUAAUCUCUCCUACAGUUGUUCUAUUCUUCUUCCACACAUGUGUUCUAACAGCUUUUUUCGGGUCUGAGUAUCCCAGCGAUUCUGCCACAUCUUUUGCACAGAACAGUACCUCCUCACCUCUCCUCACUGUUCUUACACUCACGUUAAGUUCUUUGUUUUCAAACAAUUUUUCCAUCCCAUCUUUACCCACUAUUGAAGAAAACAUCUUGCACUUUCUCUAUACUAUAUGUGUCAAAAAUUUUCAUUGCAUUUCAUUAAGAUUUUUGUAUAUAUUUAUAACUGUUUUUACAGUGUCGGUUUUAAAUGCUUCGAAGUCAUACUUGAGGGCCUCAACAGUCUUCUCCGAUUCCUCAAUCCUCUCCCUGUUCUCCUUAGUCUUCUCAAUCAGUUCGUUAAUUAUGUCUUCGAACUCUGUUCCUUCCCAGGGAUUUCCCCACUCGUAUGGCUCUCCGAGUUGUGGCAUUCUGUAUGUAAUAAGGCAGGUUUAGGCCCAUGGUUAACUACAUGUUUUGCCGUUGUGCAGCCCCCAGAGAGUAGCCCAAUGAAUGGGAUGCUAGGUGAUAUGGAUCUUGUUAGGUAUGCCACAUCAUCCUUUAGAAGCUUGUCACUGAGUAGUUACUCUGACAGUUUAUCUGAUGAUUCCACUGCAUUGAGGCUUCCUAGUACUGACGCAAACUUUGGGAUAAUGAGUGUAGAUAGGAAGUCAACCGCAAAUGAUAUUCUCUCUUCCUCAUAGUCAUGGUACAGUUUUUCUACAACUCCCUUGUUUGCUUUCCUUAUGAAGCUUGCGGAUUUCCUUACAGUGCCGUCCUUGGAUAGUUCAAUAAGUUUCUCCCUUUUCUGUUCAGUUUGCGACUUACUUGCGGUGGGCUUCUUCUUGGGUUGCAGUUUUGCGGCUUCUUCCACAUCUCUAAGUGCGGCUUCAAAUAAUUCAUCCUCAGAUUCUGCGGUAGCCAUCUAUAUGUUACGCGGUGUUUAGUGGAGAGUGUAAGUGUAAGGGUGGACAAGUAGUAUAUCCAGUGCAGUGAACUUUUCAUCUCUCAGUAUCCUCGUGAUUUCUGUGAUUGUCUCCUGUGGUACACCAUUCAGGUAAUCAUCCGUUAUGAUGUUCAUGUCUUUGCGACUGGGAUUGUAGAAUGUAACUAGCCUGGAGAUGUUCUCUCUGAAGGGCUUCGCUACUGAGGGCAACUGUUGGGUAAGUACAAUGACAGAUAGGUUGUACUGUUUUGCGGAGAAUGCUAAGCGCACCAGUUCUGAGACUCUUUUCUUUACAGCUUGACUUGCCGCACAAUCGUCCACUAUGAUGAGAGUGUUAGUUCCGCGGAAUAUGGUGGAUACCGCCUGGAGAACAGGGUUGAUCAUCUCUUGUGAACAGGGAAUUUGAAUAACACCGUGAUCACUAAGGUGGCUCCAGUUGAGAUCAGUUGUAUUCCAUUCUAUUGUCGGGCAUACAAUGAUAAUGUAGUCGAAAACUCUAUUGUACUCUGUCUCUAGCAUGUCAAGGAAAAACUGGGUUUUGCCACUCCCUGUCAUACCAACUAUAAGCAUGUUGAUCGGCGGUUGAGGUUGCAUCUCUAUGUGUUACGAUUAGUAUUGAAUACUUGAGAGAUCUCUAUUGGCAAAGUUGAGGAGAGCAUCUGAUACAACAAAGAUGUUGCAUUGAACGUCAGCUGUUGUGGCUCUCUUUUGAUUUCCAGGAGUACGCCAGACUGUGUGUUAACUAUCUUCUUACCACCCCCAGUGCUAUCAUCUUGUGUUGAACUAAGAUCGAUCACUAGAGCGAAACCAUUGCUGAAGAACUUGCUGAUCGACAUAAACUCGUCAGCCAUUGAUUUCUCGCACAUUGGGCAAAAGAAUCGCUUUGCCUCUUCGAAGAACCUGUUUUUGGGAAGAUCUUGGGAGAAUACAGCAUUUGGCACACCCUUAAUGGUUACAUUGACUUUAUCAAUGUUUGGGUAAAUGUAUUCUUCAGAAUCAGUUCUCACUCUGUUGGUAAAUAGGAAGACAAUUGCUGACAUGCUCUCAUUGAUGUUCUCAUUGACAAUGGUAAGAUCUUUGUCCCAGUUACUCGUACGCAUCAGUGUGACGUGUUUGUAGGACAGUGACCGGCCCGUGGAAUACAUCCUUGAGACCUCACUUGCAAGGGUGUCAUUCUCAAUGGUCUCGUAUUCUAACUCGAGUUUGUCCAGUUUGUAUCCAUCUACCUGUUCACCUCUUUGUGCAGUCAUAAUCUCAUCUGCUUGGGGGAGAGUAAGAAUGUACAUAGGGUUGUUAUUCAUAGAGAACGGUACAUAGAGCCCAUGAUCUGCAAUUAUUUUGUCAAUCGGUUUUCUCAGCUUAGAGCCGUAUACACUGUGUAGAAGUGCAUCUGCUACUUCACCGGCGUCACCUAUCUUUACCCUUGAGUCGUCACAUGACAUUAACUUUCGUAAGUUUUCGUUUGCAAGACCUUGUUCGGUCAUCUUUUUUCGGUCACCUAGUGUUAGCCAUAGGUCUUUGUACACUUCGAAUAGACUCUCUCCUGAACAGUCAUAGGUAGUCUCACCGGCUAUCUUCACCUGAAGCCGUUUUGCUAGCAGCUUAGAUAGGUUGUUAUUGAAGCGGCUUUUAGUGUUGGAAUUCUUGAAGUCAAAGAGGGGGGCAAGUAAUCCGGGGAAUAAACAGGAAGAAGGCUUGAGUUUCGGUAUAUUGAUAUAUAACUCUUCCCCAGGACUGAUCGUUGUCGGGUUAAAUGUGACAACACUUCUUGUUCGAGGUCCUUUGAUGUUAGUCAUGCGGCUCCUCCUGAAGCCAGGUUGGAGUUCUCUUUCUGUGGUAUUCAUGCUUGUAUAUAGUAUGUAAUGUUUAGUUGUAUUUGUAUAGUAAAAAUGCUGCUGUACAUGCACAUGCAAUGAUUAUCCAUAUAUUAUCCGCUGCUAACUCUACCCAAUCAGCUAUCUUCUGAAAUACAGGUGGUAGUUCUAUUUGACGGUUUACCAACUCACUGAUCCGUUUAUCGAGCUUUCCUGUUGUGUCACCUACUUUCCACAACAUGUUUCUAGUUGCUGCUAUCAGUCCUAUGAUUACAGAUGCUGAGGAAAUUAGUACAGCAGAUAAUAUGCCUGCAUUCUCUUUUGCCCAUAACCUGAGCCUGUGCAGUCUCCUAUGAUCGUCCCGUCUGAUGAGCUCUCUCUUUUUUACCUUAUCUCUCAAGUUAAACAGCCUGUUUAGAUUUGACUCUCUCUGGUGCUCACCUGAUAGCAUUCUGAUGUAUCUUAGUUCUUCCGACUUUUCUUUGAAACUGUCUUCGUCCAACUCUGAUAGUAUCAUUUCGUUUAAUAGUCUGUCUCCCCUAUCCAUUAGCUCAUCGUAUGGCAGUUUAGUUAGGUUAGGAUACUUUUCCUGCAAUUGCUCCCGCGUAAGGUCCUCGCUCUCAUAUGUUUCCAAUAUCUUUCUCCUCCUCAGUUCUCCUACAUAUGCAAUUUCCUCCUCAAUAUCCAAUGCUUCCUCUGGGGUCUCACUUUCUCUUAGGUCCUUGUUAAGGUACGGUAAUUCGCUAUAUAAAGUUUCUACAUCCAUAUCUUCAUAGUUUGGGUACCUUUCCUUCAACUCCUCCAUCCUCUGGUCAUCGUAUUCCUCUUGGUAUUCCUCCAUAGUUAAUCUACUUUGUGUAAUAGUUGUAUACCAUUAAGGCUGCAGCUACAGCUAGUACCCAUAAGUGUGACGCUAACCAGGUAAUUCCUUUGGCUCCCCAUGAUAGUGCCGAGGCAACUGCGUUCAGGACUGGAACUAGGAUUGGGGCACCCUUUUUAGCUAAGUUGGCUAAUGCCUUUGCUACUUUACCUGUUGCCUUUGCCGCCCCCACAAUUGCACCCCUGGUAUUAACAAGAAGAGUUGUUAUUAAGCCUGCCAAUGAUACUGCUACUCCAGUUAGCCCUACUUUUUCCUUUCCUAUCCAGUCUACGAAUCUGCGUAACCUAGCAAUGUCAUUCAGUUGGUUCUCCCUUGCUUCCUCCAUAGCUCUUUGCUCCAGUGUUCUAUCCCUUGCUUCCUUUAAUCCAUCAAUUCUUUCUAUAAGAGCAUUGUACUCCGUUAGACCUUCCGCAUUAUUUGCACGUUCUACAGUUUCACCAACGGUAUCGUUAAAGUAAUCCGCUUGUAUUUGCAGUGCACCUGAUGGUUCUAUACUGCUUCUCAGAUCUGAUCUUUCCGGUGGGUUAAUUACUCCUCUCAGUUCAUUGUUUUCUGCCAUUGUGAGACCUGGAAUGUUUCCCAGAGUUUCACCUAUGUCUACUAGUUCAAUGUUCUCACGUUCUGCGUAUUCCUCAUCACUGAACACAUUUAGUACCGCUGGAUCACCCUCCUCAGCUGGGGGCUCUUUGAUGUUCCUUACUAGCUCCUUGUAUUCUCUCAGUGCAGGGGAGUCUUUUGAGUAUACCGGUAUGCUCGUCUUCCCACGUUUCAUUAUUUGUGUUCCGCUUUUGUCAAUACCUUGUUCACUUCUAAACAUUAUCACCUCUGUUCCAUCUUUGAGUGUUCUGACAGAUGAUCGUUUGAUGAGUUCCCUGACAUAUUUGUUUCUAGGGUUGAGUACUAUUUUCUCCUUUGUUUGUACAACUCUUGUGACAGCCUGAACACGGUCCACUUGGCUUUCAAAGUUUCUUUUCUUCUUUGCUGUGGAGAACUUUUUCAGUUUACUUAGGCGGUCCUCUAUGUCGGCCCAAUCAGCGUUAAAUGAAUCGUUAAAUGCAUCUAGCACAUCUAGUAAAUCGUUUGGGUCUUCCACGAAGUCGACUCCCGGAACGGUUGUGCUACCCGAGGGCCCUGAGAUGUUCACUGUACCUACUUCUCCUCCGUUAAAGGUUGUCCGUGCUCUCACACGUUCCUCCAUGAGGUUCUUUACAUAGCUGAGUUCAUUGUUAAGGUCAGUGGCUACCAAUGGAUCUGAACCGUACCUUACCUCCUUAUUUAACCUACUUGUUAGUUCAUCAAAGUUUGUAACCAGAUCGUUGUAGUUAAUGUCAUCAUACUGAUGAUAACUUUUUUGUCCCUCCUCCAACUCGUAGUCAUCUAUGUCCUCCAUAAUACUGUAACCUAUGUUAGGGACUUUAUGUCUCCAGCUGGUAUCCAACUGUUAAAUUUGUCAUCAUAACCUAGCCACUUAAUGAGAGCCAUCUUUUUACCCUUCACUGUUCUUCUCCUUAGCACUUUCUCUAUUCUGAAAUCAGGUUCUCUUCCUUCAGCGCUGUACAGUUCUUGUUCAUAGAAUCCGCCAAUUAUUGGUUCACCAGCACUGUCUUUUAUUGUGUACGUGUUUGGGUGUCCGUGAUACACUUCCGUCACAGUGAACAACUCCUCUGUGAAAUUGCUUCGUACCCUUUUGUGAACACUGAUUUGUACUUUAAGAUCCUAACACUUUCUCCCACAACAAACUUUGGUUCUGACGGCUUACCUAGAUCGUGACUAAAAACUGUCUUCCAUACGUCAGUCCAGUUGGACUCAUUGACACUAUCCGGUGUUGUUUUAAUUGAUCUGUUCACUGAACUGUUGUAAUUGUCAGUUAAGUCUUGAAGGACGUCUAACCAUCUGAAUGUGCUGGCACUGUAAAAGUACUUCCACAUUAGCGCUUUCAGUGUUCUGUUAAACCUUUCCACAACUGCGGCCUUUUUAUCUGAGUAAGUGGAGAAAAACUCAAUGUUAUUUUUGUUGAGCAAUGACUUUACAUCUUUGUUGUAAAACUCUGUCCCUUUGGAUAUUUCCCGAAGUGAUUCUUGAAUUGCUCUAAACAGUUACUGACAGCGUCCUUCAUUGUCGUCGCAUUUUUCCUGUACACUGGUACCGUGAACGCGUACCUACUUAGUAUUUCAAUGGAUGUGAGAAUCAAGCGGUAUCGCUUAUUCUUGUUGUCAUAUUUUGUCAUGUCAACUAAAUCCAUUUGUAACUGCUCACCUAAAGUUUGGACGUACGUCUGUCUGAACUUAUGUUUCCUUAACACUUGUCUGUACCUGGUGUAUAUGUCCUGCUCGUUUAUCCAUUUUUUAACCUGACUUCUGGUUACUUCAAGUCCGUCCGAUAUUGCUCUAAGAUAUAGUUUCUCUGGUGUUUGAAAUCCAGUCUUAGGAUUGUAGUAAAUAUCUCGUAGUCCCUGUUCUUUCUUAAUAUCGUCGUCCAUCAUAUAUUAACCAAUGUAAGCUCGCUACUCAAGGUACAUCUCGAUAAGCACUUCACCUAUAUCAAUAGGUUUCCCGUCUUGAUCCCUUACACGGGACAUCAGUUCUGUACAUGAACCCUUAACAAUUGAAGUCCUGCUUUCGGUGUCAAUGUAACUGACCACUGAGUCUAACAAUGGUCUGUCCGUCGGAACUGUGACACUUGUAAUCUCAUCUCUUGGCUUCCCCCAGUGAUUGAUGUUGUAGCUCUUACUUGCAAGGUUGCAAUGAACGUUUACAAACCGUAGGCCGUUGUUGAAGUCAACUUUGCUGUCACCUGUUAAACUUCUCCCUUUUAGUAAAAUCAUAGGUUUAGUAAAUCUUCUAAGUCCAAGCAUUUCCUGCAACUUUUUACUUAGUGUCACAUCAUGUUUUGUUGUCUCUAUCUGACACUUAGCUGUUUCCCUAAAGUAUGUUAACAUAACGCCAUGCCUCUCGAGUAAGGCUUUAAUAUUAUCAAAUGUAUAGUAUCCCCCGCCAAAGUUUACAUCACCAGUUGUCUUCACAGUGAGUAGUGUUGUUUGUUCUUUAAUAUUGAAAUACUCCCAGAAGACCGAUACUCUUUUCACAAAGACUGAAUUAUAGUUGCUUGUUAGGACUAAGUUCUGUAGUGGUAUUACCGUGUGGUAAGGUAUAUGUUGAUGCUACAAGUUCAUUUAAUACUACUGGUGGUGCAGGUGGAUUUCUUCUUCCAAGUGUAAAGAAUUCUGUUACCAUUGAUGAUGUCGACGUAAAGUUCGACUAUAAGAAGCCAUACUUUGCCGCUCUCUGCGGUGCAUACAUUGCAAAGCAUCUUAGUGGAAUUACCACCGAUCAUCUGACCUUCACAGGCAGAACGUACCCAGUUGUCACAAGUAUUAUGAAUUUUCAUGUUUACUACUGCAUUAUGAAAUAUGUGUAUAACCCUGAAAGGAUAAAACCGUAUUUGGACAAGCUGGGUCCUGUAAAAAGUCACAUUCCCACUGUCGGUAAGUGGGAAAAGAAAACUGACACUUAUAGGGUUACCUACGACAAGGGACUUGAGUAUGAAAGGUCGAGUUGGCUUAGGGGUAGAAAAAGUGGUAGUAAUCCCGUUAGGAACGUGGUGGCGUCUCCUAUCAAUUCAGUCAAUGGGUUCCUGGUGAAGAUAAAAAUUAGUUACGAGGAGAGGGUUUCGGCAAGAUUAGUAAGUAAGUCUGACUAUAAAAGGUUCAUUGCUGUUGAUCCCUUUGAUGUCCCGAAGAAUAUUACUGAGACUGGUGUCCUAUUACUGAAUGAGUCAGUGCAGGCAUUCGUGUAUUCUGUGUUGGGUGCACAAGCAUCGACUAGAACUCCAAUUGUCGGUGAGCUGGGAAAAUCGUAUUCUACCCAGGUAAAGUUUAGCAAUAUUGUUCACGAUUGUAUUGUACAGGCUGAUCCCGUUGUGACUUUAACAAAUAUGAGAAAGGCUAUUCCGGACACAAAUGUUAUUCUUAAUACCGCUAUAACACCUGGAAUAGUUUUGAUUCCAUCUAGUCUAAUAAUCCUGAAGAAUCAUGUUAUGGGAUAUAAUAAUGUGCUUGUGAAUGCUACCAGUAGUAUGAAACGUGGAGUUAACCUAAAGCUUAACUAUGUUGGUGUAAAGAAAACUGAUUCUCCAAAGAAACAGCAUCAGGAUACCACACCUGUUAAUCACCUUGACACUCUCGGUGGAAAUAUUACAUCCCUAGAAAUAAUAAACUAUUUGUGCGAAAUAAACCGGUUGGCUCUAGUGUUAGUGCUUUAGCUGGAAUUGGUAUUGGAUCCAUCACUAUGUUCCUCCUACUGAGAGUUAUUUUGUAAACAUUAUGUAUGGUAUAAAAAUGGCUCUCUACAGGGGAUAUAUUAAAGGAGCAAAUGAUGUUGAUCCAUCGGGUGGAAGUGUAUUUAAUAAGAAUGGAUUUACUAUGAAGGGUGAUAUUGAGAUGGAUGGAAAUGAGGUAAAAGGUCUGAGUGCACCAACAGACGACACAUCUGCGGUUACUAAGAAGUGGGUGGAUGACGAGAUCGUUAGACAGGCUGCUGUUACAAUGACAGGUGACAUCGAUAUGGGAGGUAAUAAGAUAACCAAUCUUGGUGAUCCAUCGAGUGCACUUUAGACAGCUGUUAACUAUGACUAUAGGUCACUACGCUAGACGUGACGGUACGUCUUACAUUACCGGUGACUUUAAUACGAGAGGUCAUCCGAUCAAAGUUGUUGGUGAUCCUACUGAUCCUGGUGAUCCUACUGAUCCUGGUGGGUUGAAGGUAGCCGUGGACAUACACAUUCUAGUCUACCUGGUCUUAUCCUCACAAAUGAUCUCAAUAUGUCAACCAAUGAGAUAAGGGCUUUGGGUGAUCCCACUACUGGAAAGUCUGCUGUUAGCAAGGACUGGGUCGUUGGAAUGCUAAACCGACCUGUCACUGGACUUAACAUUGCUGAUGACAUUGAUAUGAAGGACCAUGAGAUUAAAAAUGUGGCUGAUCCCUCUGAUGAUAAGUCUGCUGUUAGCAAGGGAUGGGUCAAUUCAAGAUCAUUCCUAGAGGAAAGUGGUUGGUUUCUGACUGGUGGUAUCCAUAUGAAUGGAAAUCCAAUUAUAGGUUUGGGUGAGCCGACACGUGAAACAUCUGCUGUAUCCAAAAUGUGGGUCAACAAUAUUGUUGGAGGUGGAUCGUUUUGCAGUUACGGUUUCACAAUGGCUGGAGACAUUGACAUGGGUGGAAAUGAAGUGACAAAGCUGGGUAUUCCUACUGAUGACACAUCUGCAGUGUCUAAAAAGUGGGUCACUGAUCAUGUUAGUGGAAGUUCAAUCAAUAGUAGCGGUUUUACGAUGACAGGUGAUAUUGACAUGGGAACUAAUAGAAUCAAGAGCCUUCCAAUAAAUCCGCAGGAGCUUGAUGCUGUAAAUAGAAAAUGGGUUGAAGCUAAGAUUGCCGGUAGACGUAGCAGGCGUGAAACUUACAGCGGAUUGACACUGAGUGAUGAUGACCUUGAUAUGGACGGUAAUGAGAUAAUUAAGUUGGGCACCCCCACAACGGAUAAGUCUGCUGUGUCUAAGAAGUGGGUUACUGAUCAUGUUAGUGGAAGUUCACUAAAUAGUAGCGGCUUCACUAUGACAGGCAAUAUUGACAUGGGAGGACACCGUAUAACAGGACUUGCUAAUGGUUCUGGGGAGACACAGCUGCACUGUCAAAAUAGACUCUUGGGGGUUACAAUUUGUGAAGCGUAAUGGUGGUACACUAGCAAGUAACCUUGAUGCUAACGAUUUUGAGAUAACUAGGGUGGGUAACUCGACAACUGACGGUUCUGCUGUUUCCAAGAAGUGGGUCGGUGAUAGGUACCUACAGAAGACAGGUGAAUUGGUUGAAGGAGACUUGGAUAUGGGUGAUUCCAGUAAUAUUACUAAUUUACGUGAUCCAACGAACGCAAAGGAUGCUGUGAACAAGCAAUGGAUGGAAAAUAAUUUCCUAAAACCUUCCUCGUGUCUUGUCCAAGCGACAGCUGAUAAUAGAUAUGUUAGGAAAAUUCAUCACAUUUAUUCCCAGUGCACGUGGAUCUGGGGAUAUCGCGGAGUAUCAGUUGCAGCUGCAAGGUACUAUGCUUACUGUCAAGAUCAGAUUCCACUUUCAUGGAGAACAGACACUAUUAACAAUCUAACGAACAUCAACCUUGAGUCAAUUACUAUUAAAUCAGAUUCGCCACUUCUUUCGAUCGUUACUGGAGUACCCCUAGAACUCAUCCUGUGGGCUACUGUAUGCGAAAGCAGUCUAAUGGAAAAUUUACACAAGCUAAAAAGGAAAUCAUCCUCGGCACAAUCGACUUGAGUAAGCUAUCACACACUUAUUUCAACGGAACUUACUUAAGUAAUGGUGGAAGUACAGCUUGCUACGUCUUCAAGGGUAAUAGUGAGUAUUACCUAGGAAACCAAGCUGAGUUGGUAGAUAACACGCUAGCCUGGUGUGUCAUCGUCAAACCGGAACACUCAAUGCCUACUGGUAUGAGUAUGGACAUGUCUUUUUGUUGGUCACUGUUGUAUUCAGGGUCAAGCGGUGGAUAACAUAUCUAAUAUCAUACAGAAAAUGUUGUGCUUAGGUUGUGUUAGUAAAGUCAAUUCUGAAAACGAUGAAUAUCAGUCAUGUUUCCAGUCUCUAGGUAACAUCUGUAAAUGUCCUAAAAGGGUAAGCCUACCACCUAAAAAAAGUAGUGAUAAAGGUGGGAUCAACUUCUCUGUAUCCAACGAAUUAAGGUUGAGGUGACUACACAGGGUAAAAAGGAUGAUGUCAACGAUGUAAGUAGACAGCAAAGGCAUACCCCCUUAUCUACCCACAGUGGUAAGUUGAAAGUUGGCGAAGAGGGUCUAGAAUAGGGAAAUUGGACGAUAUACAAUAGCUAAUAUGAGGCUAACAUGGGAGCAGCGUGACCGCUAAAGCGAUCCCACUGCUCCAGAAUAAGUCUAGGAAUGGAUCUAGAACAGCCGUUUCAGUAGACUUAUAACAAAAAAAAAUUGGUACAUCAAAUUAGCGUUGGAACUACUGAUUCGAGAUCACUAUAUAUAUAUAUAUAUAUAUAUAUAUAUAUAUAUAUAUAUAUAUAUAUAUAUAUAUAUAUAUAUAUAUAUAUAUAUAUACACUCAGUGCAAUUAAGUCCUGGCUACAGAUAUUAAUUUUACCCUCAGCAGCUUGAAUUUGAAAAUUGCGUGAAUUGUGCGAGAAUUUUGCGUGGCAUUAACAACAGUUGUUUUAAAAGAUCAAAUAAACCAAAAUAAACCAGAAAAAUAUAACUGUUUUCACUUUAAACCAUGCUCUAGCGAAAACUUAAAAGUUAUUUAGCCUAUAGCUGAAUUUCACAUAACAUUUAAAAUAAUUUUUGCAGAAAUAUUAGAACAAUCUAGUGAUUUACAGGUUCACUUAUGUAUGAAGCUAGUGUUAUUGUUUUUCUGCACGAAUAAAAUACCAAAAGUUCAACAAUACGUAUGUUUUAAAGUUUAUAAACAAAUCUAAAUGCAAAAAAGUUUUUAAGACCAGGUAAAAAUUAUUAAUUUUUGUCGUUUUCGAUAGACUUUUUCGCUUGUAUGUAUGCCUGUUUACAUGGCAACAAGAAUAUUUGAAAUUCAAAAUGGCGGAAUUUAUAAUUACAAAAAUAUUAUAGAAAAUCGUCUGUCCUAGGGAAUUUUUUCCUCUCUACGGUAUUUUUUCAAUGGGAAAUGUUCAUGUAGUAAAUUUUUCCUCCUAGACACUUGAAAACUUUCGUUAUAUUAUCUAAUAAACUAGAAAAAAACAUUUUUCGUGCUGCCGAAAUCUGUCAAAGAUAAUAAAAACAAGCUUGGGAGACUACCUUUAGUCAAAUAUUUGUUCUUAAUGACAAUCAAAAUGAAUUCAUUUUAUGCCAAGUAAUAAAGAUCUAACUGGAAUGGUUGUUUUGAGAACAAAUAACACAUAUAAAAAUUAAAAUAAAAUAAAAAAUACAUCAAUUUUGAAAACAAUUCCUUCUUGGCUCUAAGGUAUUGAUUUGAGACACCCAUUCCAGUUAGAUCCAAUAACUUCAACAUAAGUGCUCUCUAGUUCUUACAUUCUGGCAUUGCUCCCAGACCCAUCUCCCAAAUCCGCAAAGAUGGGUGACAUAAUAUAACAAACUUUGUAGUCACUUGCCUAUUUCCAUGGCAACAAAAUAUUGGAAUAUGUUAACACUGGGUAGUUCAAGCAUUGUGCCCAGUUUGGUGAAGAUUGAUCAAACAAGUUUGUAGUAACUGUUGUUUAUGUUAUAUUUUCGAGCUGGAGCCAGGACUUAAGUGCACUGAGUAUAUAUAUAUAUAUAUAUAUAUAUAUAUAUAUAUAUAUAUAUAUAUAUAUAUAUAUAUAUAUAUAUAUAUAUAUAUAUAUAUAUAUAUAUUGCUUUACCUCAAAAAAAACCACAACAGUCACGAAACAGCCUGUCUACAACCUCGAUUACAAAAACCUGUUUAUCCUCUAUCAGGGUAAGAAUUUAUUUAAAAAAUAGUCAUAUAUACAUAUAUAGUUGAUAUAGGCUGGUGAGUUAGGCCGUGAACGACAUAAGCAUUGGCAUUUUGUAGGGAUCGGAAGAAUAUACAACUACUGAUGCUAUUCCUACUCUCAAGAAGCGGAACUUUUUUCACCUAUUUAUUGGUCCAGCUAAACCAAAGACUACAAAAGCUGUAUACGAGGCUUUUUCUUCAAAUAAUAUUGUACAGGUAAACGUUAAUAUUUAUUUAGAUUAAUUAAAAUGGCGAGGCUUUCCCAAGGAAGGUAGCCGGGCCGUUCUAUCUCUUUGAUAAUCUCUAGAGCUGUUGAAAUGAAAAGGUGAAAAAUAAGCUAAAAAGAUAGGAUGGGAGGGAACGAUAUCUGGUAUAUAUAUAACUAAGUGUUUUUUCGAUGUCGAAAUUAUUCUUAAAGCCCCGUUUACGCGAGCAAAUUUUAUUCGACAAAUUUCAUAUGUCAAAGAUAUUUUGCUCGUAUGGAUGAUAAAUUUAUGACAAAGUUAUUGUGACCACAGUUAAUAGAAGUAGGCUGGUUAGGCUAGACAAUGACGUCACAAAAUGUUAUUGUUCACUUUUUAUUUUGGUCAUUUGGCCAAUAUCGUGCAUCGGUGCUGAAGCGCAUAUUACAUAUGACAAUAUAAUCAUGGUACUCGCAGACUCGAAGGCUGUUUUUUCGCAGAUAAUCUCGUUUUCCAAGCUGUCAAUCACUCGAUCAACACAGGGUUAUGUAAUGCUUGGCUCAAACUGCGUUUUUAAGGGUGUUCGACAAGUAGAAAGUAUAAACUUUCGUUAUUUCGAAUCGCUAUCUUUCGCCUCCUCAGACAGUGACUAUGCGAAAUCUUUGAAGCAAAAUGCGCGAGCAGAAUGGCUUCUCGUUAUUAUUAACACAGUUAAGAACGAGAGAAUCGACGCCUGAGUUACAGAAAAGGAUUGACGCUAACAAUAUUUAUAUUUGUGAGCUUCAUUUUAAGCAAGAAUAUAUUUUAACCGGUGCGUAUUUUCUGUGCAUGAAACGAAUACAUAUCCGGCUUACAAAUGUCUGUAAUUAUAUUCAUGAACAUACAAAGAGCGUGUUUUGCUCAUUAUUAAUAUUUUUGAAUAAAUAAAAAUUUACAUUUUUCAGGAGUAGGAAAAAGUUAACGUUGGUUACUGGCAGCGUUCCCAUCGAAAGACUGCCGGAAAGAAGCUAUGAAAUUAUCCAAACGCGAACGCCGAAAACUCGUGCGAAAUGAGCUUGAAAUGAGUAUUUUUUAUUCGAUUGCAUGAAUGUGCUCAGUGUAUGGGCAGACAAUAUAUUGCUUUGGCUGGAUAUACAAAAUAUCUGUACUUAUACCUGUCAUAUAUAUAAUUUUCAGCCAUAUACUGUAGAUAUUAGGGUUACAAUACUAUAUAUGACGAACAUUGAUGCGGUCAAAGAUAUUUCAAAUGUUCUUUCUUUGAUAUACAUGUGACAUAGCAUAUCUGCAUGAUCUAACGUUUAUAAACUGAGACAACAAGACUGCGUGCAGGCAAAAAAAUUCUUGAUCUAAUUGUACACUGUCAGGUCGAUUCAGAUAGAAUUGUGAUAUAUUGCAAAGGUUUCAAAGGUUUAUUACAUGUCAAUUAUUGAUAUGUCUAAAAAAGAAUGAACAGAUUGAACAGUUAUUUACAUUACAGGGUUAUAUAUCAUCACAGUGAUAUCAUAAGUUGAAACAUUUACAUAUAUAGGCAAUAACCCGUCAAAAUCUUCUAACAUUCUGACCUGUUUUUGCAUGAGGAAAGACUUGUUCUUAUUUGACGUGACGUUUUGAGAGCAGAAUUUAUGUCAGGUCCGAAUAAGUGUUCCUUUAUUAGCUUUGUUUUAAUGUAUUCGACAAUAAGAAGCUAGAUUCUCUUUCAAAAGACGCGUUUCCUGUUCGGCAGAUUUUGUUGUUCUCGAAGGUAUUAAAUCAGCAGCAUCACGAUGCUGUGUGUUUGUGUGUUUCGUCAAGCUAGCCUCCUGUGUUUACUUGCAGAUUUUCGUGUAUUGGGGGCAGUGUAACAAUCUGUUACCCUCAUUUUCGCUUAUAGCCUCGACAAAUUCAGCGUCGUCUUCGUCGCUUUCCGUAUCAACAACAUUCCGUAUCCACAACAUUGAUUAUAUUGUGAUUAUAUAUAGUCGAUUGAAUCACUUGGCGUUUCGAAAUCCACGUCUUCAACAACAAUUUCUGGCUCGCAAAACUCCACAUCUCCCUCGUUAGCCAGGUCAUAGUCUUGUUCAUGUUCCAUGGCCAGAAAUCACAGACAGUCAGCGGGUUUAAUUGUGGGAGCAGAAACUGUUCCCACGCGCGCGCGUGACAUACGCGCGACUUCAAAUCUACUAUAAGCAAAUUUUAUAAAUACAUUCGACAAUGUCUUUUUACAAAGAGUUAAAUAUAAAUUUUAUCCAGGGAUAGAUGAUUAUAUAAGUGAAAGACUGUAGGAAUGAAAUUCUUAAAACUAAAACUAUAACGAAGAUAAUACAACAUUCUAAACUUUAGAACACCGAACAAAUUUGAAUAUAUUUGCAUUUCCCGCAAUUUCUUUUGUUUUGGAGCCUCUUUCCCUCGCAUUUGCUAGUCAGCGGUUGGCUUUUAAAAUGAAUAUAAAAUGGCGAAGCAAUAAGGCAUUUUCUGCGUUGUAUUUGGCAACAUUUUGAAGUUUUUUCUACCCUAAACCGCUCGCAAUGGCCGGAAUUUCUGGUUUUAUUUUGCCUCAAAACAGACAAUUUGAAAGUGUUGGGGCCGCUUAGCUAAAAUCUCUGGUGUUUUAAAACUUAUACGCAAUGGCUGAUCGAACAUCGUACAAGAAAUGUAGACUGUGUGGAAGUUGUCGGCAAAAGUUUUUGACAGGGCUAUAAUGGACUAAAUGUGAGCGAGUAGGGAGGAUUCGCUGAAUUUAAUAGAAGCUUAUAAUGUGUGGAAAUGUUUUGAAUCGACCUUACUCGGGCCGGCUGUAAUGGCAAAUCGUGAGACGUCAAAACCCUCGAGAGCUUUAUUUUAGGUAGGUAAUAGUAUUUGUAGACGUGUGGAACAUGCAAAUCAUUCUAUAUUUCAUUGUGCGCAUCGAUUUUAUAUUUUCUGUAAUAGAAUACCGUAUAAUAUCCGCCAUCUUGGUUUCGUAAAAUAAGUUCGUUGUGCGCAUACGAAAUCGAAUUAGCCCCCAUUUUGUCCGUGAUUUCAGGCCAUGUUUCAUUCUCCACAAUGUUUUCGUGGCAUUAGUGAGCCACAAAUCAGGAAAUUAUAUAGGAUUUCAUACAGCGAUAUUGUAAUUUGACAUUGUAAUUUAUAGUAUCGCCAUUUGAACGAUGCACUAUAUUGGUCAAGUGACCAUAAUUUUGGCUGUGGAUCGACAUCAUUUUCCGCUCCCUUUGAAGUUUGCCGGCUAGCCUAACCAGCCUGCUUCUAUUAACUGUGUUGUGACAAAUGCACUUUUCAACAAAAGCGAGCAUUCUAGCUUUUGAUCAAAUGAAAUUUGUCAAAUAAAAUUUGCUCGUGUAUUAAGCUCUGCCGGGAUUAAGAAUUACUCGGCAUUCAAAACAUGCUGUUCUAAGAACCGAAUUGAGAAACACAAUUUCUACAGAAGAUAAUGCUUGUGUACGCCUAGAGUAUUCUCGCGCUCUUGGGUGUUCUGCUUGAAUGUUAUGCAUGUUUGUUUCACGUCACCUCGCCUCAACAGCCUCGUUACACCAUAGUAUCACUACAUAAAUGUGCGAUAACCUCAGAACGGAAGAUGGAAGAUGUGACUAAAACAGACUAAAUCACCGUACGAGGGGAAAAAGGUGAAAGAAAAUAUCCAAGUUGAUAAUUUAAAGGAGUACAGGAUUGAGAUUAUAUAGAUUUUAAAAGCAAUAGAUCAUCCUGAAGAACUUAAAAACUCGGAGCGCAGAUAGAAAUAAAAAAGUGCGCACAAAAGCAGUGAAGCAAUAUUCAGCGACAGAACGAGUAUUGAGAAAGAAAGAGUUAUUUGAAAAUGAACUUUCCGAAUGUGCAUAAAAAACGUUUGGCUUUGAUUAGUAAUUUUGUAGAAGGAAUCUGUGCCCAAAGCUGGAUUAAAUAUAUGUUUAGCUAUCCUUGGCCAUCCCAGAUCUCCUAUGGACCCAGCAGUGUGGAAUUUCAAUCUUCGAAAUAUUCUGGAUUGUUCACAAAUGUUCCAUCAACUCAUGCGUUCAACAAAGUCAGGCUCUCUUUAAUACAAUAUUUUGGUUGGAAGAGGAUCGCCAUCCUGCACGAAUAUAAUAACUGGUAUUUCAUUCAGG
Paramuricea clavata is the source of this 30390-nucleotide messenger RNA. The record is from the annotation of a GenBank genome assembly. NCBI's taxonomy places the organism in Eukaryota, Metazoa, Cnidaria, Anthozoa, Malacalcyonacea, Plexauridae.